AUGGCCGCAUCUGCUACAGAGAUUGACGAUUUCUUAAGCGGACCUCUCGUUUCGUGGCUCAAAUCAUGCAUACCCAACCCGGACACAUUACAGGAGUAUUCCUCCUUGUUCAAUGGAGAUAUUUUAUAUCACAUGUAUCUCCAAAUAGACCCAGAGCCCUCCUUUCAUAUAACAAAGCUGACGGGUCUUGAAGAUCAAGCUCUUAUACUAGGAAGAGUGAAAAAUUUUGAUGCCAUCAUAAAAAACUUGAAAAAUUUGUAUGACGAGGAAUUAGGGAUGACGCUUUUAGUUGUACCGGAAUGUAUUUGCCUGGGAAAAGCACCGGAAACAAAGCAGGGGCUUGAAAAUAUGAAGCUAUUAGUACUAUUGCUGCUGGGUGCGGCCGUUCAAUGUCCGAACAAAGAGAUAUUCAUCACCAGGAUCAAGGAACUCGAUGUAGAUUUACAACAUAACAUUGUGCAAUGCAUAAAACAGGUAACAGACAUGCAAACAGUAGUUUUGACUCCGGAUGCAAUAGACCUCUUCCAAUCUCCAACGAUGUUCAAUCAUAUGAGAAGAUUGGCCAAAGAAAGAGAUCAUUAUCUACAGAACUGGGCAACUCUUGUACUUAACGAGGAUUUAUGUGAGAGUGAGAAUGAAAAUAAGAAUGUGAAUCGAUCGUCACAGAACAUAAGUCAGAAUAACGGUGAAAGUCAACAUUUGGCUGUUGAAUUGGCUGAUUGGAAGGCAAGGUUGAGGAAACAACGGCAGGAAUUGGAAGAAAAAUCAGAACAGUUAUCCGAAUGUAGAGAAGAAUUGGAACAUACAAAAUUAGUUCUAGCUAAAUUGCGUACAGAGAGCCAGGAGUGGUUUAACGAGGCGAGGAAAGCUACCGGCUACAGAGAUGAGGUUGACGCCUUGAGGGAAAAGGCUGAUAGAUGUGAUCGGUUGGAACAAGAAAUCCAGAGAUACAGAGACCGAUUGGCUGAUGCGGAGUAUUAUAAGACGCGGGUCACAGAACUGAGAGAAGAUAAUAAGGCUUUGAUGGAAACUAGGGAUGCACUAGAAGAACAAUUACAGAGGGCGCGCAAGAGGGCGGAACAAUGUCUAUCUUUAGAAGCUGCUAUGAUAAAACUCAAGAGAGAAGCCAAUGAUAUCGCUUUGGAAAGAGACGCCGAUCAACAAAAGAUACAAGAAUUAAUUGAAGAGAACAAUCAUUUGCAGUACAUCACUAGAUCGGUUUUGAGCGAAAGCAACAAUAGUAACUUGGAUACGGACAAUGAGUGCGAGAAUACUUUGGAAUCUGGUGAAAAUAGUCUCUCAGAACAAUUGACAAGCAACGCUCAGGCUAGAGCGCUGAAACUUGAACUAGAAAAUAAACGGCUGCUAUCAACUAUAGAUAGUUUAAGAGAACAAUCAUUACUAGAAGGAAGCGAUAAAGUUCUGGAUUUAGAGAAAGAAAAGAAAAGACUAACUCUAAAAUGCGAACAGUUACAGGAAAAUUGCAACAGAUUCAAGCAACAGAACUCUGAACUAGAAGAAGUUUUCAAGAACGCGCUAGAAGAGAACAGAAAACUACAAGAUUCGAUUGACAGUCAGAAAGCUUUUAUAGACAGACAAUCUAUAGAUAGAGAUUCAGAGAAAAAUAAAUUACAAGACUUCGAAAAUCAUUUAGAAUCACUGACCAAAGAUAAGCAAAGGAUGCAAAUGUUAUGCGACUCAAUACAAAGAAGAGCAGACGAUCUUGAAAGGACUUUGGACGCCAGAACCAAAGAACUGAAUGCUAUCAAACCUGAAGCAGAAAAAGCGACCUUAUUGAUCAUACAAACAGAGGAAUUAAAAACUAAAUUGACGUACAGCGAGAAGGAAAGCCACAACUUACAGAGAGAAGUCAAUAAAUUACGUGAAGCGGUCGAGGAGAAAGAUGUUAUUAUUGAUAGAAUAAGCACCGAAAUAGAAUUGAAGAACAAAGAAAUAGAAAGAUUUACGAGACAGAUAGAGAUCAAUCAGAAUCUAAGCAGUAGGUUACAAGACUUGGAGCAAAAGACGCAGGAAUUGAAGUCACAUAAGAAAGUUGACACGGAAACUAUACAGACGCUACAGAAAGAUCUUAUUCUAGAGAAGGUUAACUUCGAUAAACUAAGAAAUUGUAUGGAGAAGAUCGGCAUCAAUACAUCUGAUGUUAUAUCAAAAGAUGUGAGUGUCGAGGACUUGUUAGAGAGAAUAAUAACCAACGUUGACCACGAGGCUUUGAUAUCUGAAAUAACAUCGAAGACUAUUUUCUCAAAAUCGGUACCAUGUAAUUGUUAUAAUACAGAAAAACCGGAAAUCGACGAAAACAUUAUUAAUCCGCAGAUCGAACAAUUGACUGUGGAUUUGGCAGCCCUACAAGUGUCGCUCGAGAAUUGUCAAGCUGAAAACGCUAAGUUACAAGUUAAUAUAGCGACGUUGAACUCACAAAACGGCUCUCUAAUCUCCCAACAAAUGACACUACAGCUAGCCAACAGUCAAUUGGCGGCAGAGAAAGACGAAAUCAUGAAACAAUUGGAAGUAUUAAAAGAUAAACAAGAUAAUCUAUUACGAGACCAAGUCGCGCUACAAACAUUACACGAACAGUUGAACAUGGAAUAUGAAAUGUUACUCAGUGAAAAGGAACCCGUUAAGGCCACGAUAAGAGAUUUGAAACUUGAGAACAGAGAACUCAAGGAAAAACUAACUGGAUAUGAGAAAAAAAUAGCCGAUUUUGAAUUAGAGAGGGAAAAUCUAAAGAUAGAAUCUAGAAAUCUGACAAAUCUUAGAGCUGAACACUCCAAGUUGAAGGAGGACUUUAGGAAUUUGUUCACAGCAAGCGACAGACUUAAAAACGAAUACAGGAACAUGCAAGAAGAAUAUAGAAACCUUAGAAGCGAAGUCUCGCAACUAAAGUUACGAAACACAGAAAUGUCUGGGGAAAUAAACACGAAAGUAGAAGUUAUAACUAGUAUGGAAUUAGAAAUAAGUAAAACUAACCAACACUGUGAAAUGCUCAUACAGAUGAACAAAAGCUUGGACGCUGACAGGCGGUCCUUGAUGGACCAUGUGUCACAACUCCUGACGCAGUAUCACGAACUAUUGGCACAUUCAUUGAAAGACAAACAGCAUUACCACGAAGAAGAAAAGAUGUUCGCCGACAGAGUGAACGCUUUAUGCCGUCAAAAGGAAAAACUAGAGGAAAAAAUCAUGGAACAUUACAAAAAAUUAGACAACUGCACUACAAAGAGGCGCGGUUUCGGCGCUUCGUUUGUGAAACGAGUGCGAAAAGCCGGUACCGAUUUGAUCAAUAAAGUUCCGUCCAGGAACAAAAGGAUAGAAGACGCGAACAGAUCUAAAUCACAACUAACACUUGCUGGAUCAGAAUCCGGGGAAUCUGAUCCCGGGCAAGAUAUAGAGAAAUUAUCCAAACAUUCAGACUACGAGCAAGGAUCUUCAAACCCUAGCGUGGAAUCCCCAAGACAUAGCGUGGAUUCAAGCUUCAACAGACGCUUUGAGGAUACAUUUAAGAAAUCGGACAAUAUAGAUAUGAGUGGAUCUAUUCAUAGUCUUGACCCCAGGUUGAACGAAGGCAAUUUUGUAAGGAGACUCUCAGCGGCCUCUAUACAUAGUGGAGGUGGUGACGAUGCCCUUAUUAGGGCUUCUUUAAGACGACGACCUCAUAAAGCCGUUCCGCCUACACAUAGAAAUAGUUUUCAAGGAUUGGAAGCCGAUUCCAGCCUGCCAGCAGCUUCAAAUCCCUCCCCAGUUUUUGGGACAGCAGGCACCCGAAGAACAGUUUACUUGGCCGAGGAUAACCCAGAAGUAAACCUGAAUAGUAAACCUCAGAGCACUCCAAUCAAAGAAAAUCCUACUUAUCUAGUGUACAAUAGAAUAUCAACAGUUAUAGGAGACGGUGCCUCUCAAAGUAACAAUGAUAGAAUAAAUGAUAGAAAUGUACCGGAACAUUCUAGAAACACAGAAGAAAAUACAGUAGAGAAAGAAGCUUCUAGAGAUAAGUCCAUCAACCGUAAAGAUAUUAAUGAAUCCUCAAAAGAAACUGCCAUUUGGUAUGAAUAUGGGUGCGUUUGA
Molecule: messenger RNA, 4080 nt
Organism: Danaus chrysippus (African queen)
Lineage: Eukaryota; Metazoa; Arthropoda; Insecta; Lepidoptera; Nymphalidae
Source: the annotation of a GenBank genome assembly